Molecule: messenger RNA, 1875 nt
Organism: Coniophora puteana RWD-64-598 SS2
Lineage: Eukaryota; Fungi; Basidiomycota; Agaricomycetes; Boletales; Coniophoraceae
Exons: 11
Coding region: 83-1846 (587 amino acids)
Biological process (GO): amino acid transmembrane transport
Cellular component (GO): membrane
Molecular function (GO): amino acid transmembrane transporter activity
Source: RefSeq, a predicted model, not a curated record
GUUGUUACCCCAGAGGCGAGAAGGCUCUCUUACUGUCUUCCACGGUCAUAGACUUCUUGGGAGGUCCGCGGUUCACAGCACCAUGGCUUCCUCUGGACGAAGUACACCAGUACUUUAUGGAUCUACUGAUGUGCAUUCCUCAUUGCCGAAGAGUCCGGACCAUACUGAAGACAUUGAAGAUGAUACCCAACUGAGAGAAGAAUCUCAUAAACUACACCGUGGGCUAUCUGCUAGACAGGUGCAGAUGAUAGCGAUAGCAGGCACUAUUGGAACUGGUCUCUUCCUCGGCACCGGUCGCUCUCUUGCACAAGGCGGGCCAGCCGCCAUGCUGAUCUGCUAUGCUGUUGUCGCCUGCGUGGUAUACAUUACACUUUUAUUGCUGGGAGAAAUGGCUACGCAAUACCCUGUUGCUGGAUCAUUCAAUGCAUACGCGACACGCUUCUUCUCUCCUUCAUACGGAUUUGCGCUCUCUUGGAAUUAUUGGUUCAAUGAUGCCGUGUCUCUUGCUUCAGACCUCACCGCUGCCCAGCUUGUCUUACAAUUCUGGACAACAUGGAAUCCCUGGGUUGUUUCUCUCCUAUUCUGGGUUUUUCUCGUGUCAGUCAACGCGAUCCAUGUUCGGGCCUAUGGCGAACUCGAGUAUUGGUUGUCCUUCCUUAAGGUCGCCACCAUAAUUGUCUUCAUCAUCGUCGGUAUUCUCGUGAAUGUUGGCGUCAACACUUCUCAUCAGUACAUUGGCUCUCAAUACUGGCGCAUCCCUGGGGCUCCCUUCGUUGGCGGUUUUGGAGGAUUCGCCAAUGUUUUCGUCACCGCUAGCUUUGCUUAUGGCGGCACAGAGAGUCUAGGUAUUACAGCUGGAGAAACCAAGAAUCCGUCACGAAAUAUGCCCCGCGUGGUCAAAUUUGUUUUUUGGCGUAUCCUGCUUUUCUAUAUCAUUUCUAUCUUGCUCAUUGGGCUCAAUGUACCCUUUGAUUAUCCCGGGCUGUCUAAUAAAUCCACGACAACUUCGCCUUUUACAAUAGUUUUCUCCCAAGCUGGAUCGACGGUUGCCGCCUCCUUUAUGAACACCGUCAUCCUUACCUCUGUCCUUUCCGGUGGCAACCACGCCCUUUUCGCCGGGACUCGUGUCCUCCAUUCGCUCGCAUCCGUUCGGCCUCAGGGACAGGCACCGCGGCUCUUCUCGCGCACCACGAAGAGUGGUAUUCCGGUUUAUGCACUCCUUGCUACAAGUAGUAUCGGUGUCCUCUGCUUUGGAAGUAGCUUUAUAGGUGGAGGUGAGCUGUGGGGAUGGUUGCAGAACCUUGUUGGCGUUUCAAAUCAAAUCGCCUGGCUGUCAAUUGGUAUAGCAAGCUUACGUUGGCGCAAGGCUUGGGUACAACAGGAGCGCCCCCUUGACGAAAUCAAGUUCAGAGCGACUUGGACAUGGCCCUGGGGUCCCUAUUUUGUGAUCGUUACGGUCAUUGCUCUCAUCUUAAUCCAAGGAUGGUCAUCUAUCCACCCCUUCAACGCCGUCACAUUCGUGUCAUUUUACAUUGAGAUUCCCAUCAUGAUUGUCAUGUACUCGGGAUGGAUACUUAUUGCUCGACCUGGCUCGCAGUCAACCCAGACUCCAGGUCAUACCCUAAAUUCUUCUUCAUCCGGAGCCGACCAUCCGACAGCGCCUUCAAAUAUCCCCAUACCCUCAAAGCAAUGGUUCUCCACCGACUUGGUAAACAUAAACACCGUAAAUUUGUACGCUGAUGAGUAUCGUGAGGAACCUGACGAUGAGGAGGAGAAUGCCUUGAUGCAGAAGCGAACGGAAGGUAAAAUGGGCUGGGCUUGGAAAAUGUUCUACCUGGUUGCAUAAUAGCUACAACUAUCUAUAAUCUAAAGCCU